Messenger RNA from Cyphellophora europaea CBS 101466, 1875 nucleotides. RefSeq lists its product as uncharacterized. NCBI's taxonomy places the organism in Eukaryota, Fungi, Ascomycota, Eurotiomycetes, Chaetothyriales, Cyphellophoraceae. The coding region runs from base 1 to 1875 and encodes 624 amino acids. The record is from RefSeq and is a predicted model, not a curated record. Gene Ontology annotation, molecular function: ubiquitin binding; phosphatidylinositol binding. Gene Ontology annotation, biological process: protein transport to vacuole involved in ubiquitin-dependent protein catabolic process via the multivesicular body sorting pathway. The transcript is spliced from 5 exons. Gene Ontology annotation, cellular component: ESCRT-0 complex.
AUGUUUCGAGCGCAGCAGAAUACCUUCGACGAUGCUAUCGCGAAAGCGACGGACGAGAACCUCACAUCCGAGAACUGGGAGUAUAUCCUAGAUGUUUGCGACAAGGUCGGCGGUAGCGAUGCAGGCCCGAAAGAGGCGGUGGCUGCCAUGAUUAAGCGGCUCGCCCACAGAAACGCCAAUGUGCAGCUAUAUACGCUCGAGCUGGCCAAUGCAUUGUCGCAAAACUGUGGCGUUACCAUGCACAGGGAGCUCGCGUCGCGGAGCUUCACCGAUGCAAUGUUGAGACUAGCUAAUGACCGGACGACACAUCAGCAGGUCAAGAGCAAGAUCCUCGAGCGUAUGGAAGAGUGGACAAAGAUGUUCAGCUCCAACAGCGAGUUGGGCAUAAUGGAGCAGGCUUACAUGAGGCUCAAAUCACAAAAUCCUAAUCUACAGCCCCCACAAGCGCCACAGAAGCAACGCAUUACAGACUACGACCGACAACGAGAAGAGGAAGAACUGCAGAUGGCUCUGAAGCUCUCGAUACAGGACAAGCCAACUCCUGCGCCAUCAUCAUCAUCUCAACCCAGCGCCGCAGAGCUUUCGGCGCAGCCAUCUUCCGCUACCCAGAGUCAUGCUUCCCAGCCAGUGCCGCCUGGCACAACAGCAGCCACGGUAUCACGUGUCCGUGCCCUUUUCGAUUUCCAACCUUCCGAGCCUGGUGAGCUACAAUUUCGCAAGGGCGAUGUGAUCGCCGUGCUUGAAUCUGUGUACAAGGAUUGGUGGAAGGGGUCUUUGCGGGGCCAAACCGGCAUAUUUCCUCUCAAUUACGUCGAGAAGUUACAAGAUCCUACCGCGGAUGAACUCCAAAAAGAGGCGCAAAUGGAGGCAGAAGUAUUCGGGCAGAUCAAGAAUGUGGAGAAGCUGCUGGCGCUCUUAAGCACAAAUUCGGGCGACAUUGGUGCCAGAGAGAACGAGGAGGUUACCGAGUUGUACAACCAGACACUCAGCAUCCGGCCGAAGCUGAUCGAGUUGAUUGGAAAGUACACGCAGAAAAAGGAUGAUUUCCAACAACUGAAUGAGAAGUUCAUCAAGGCGAGACGAGACUAUGAAGCCAUGCUUGAGACCUCUAUGGCCCAGUCCGCCCAGCAAUAUGGUCGACCGGGACAGCAGCCGUAUGGCUAUGGCGGCGGAGGCCCGCCACCCCAAGGCUACCCGCAACAGGCGCAACGGUUUUACACACCGGACGGCCAGCCUCCCAACUCGGGCUACCCAAGUCAACCGCCAGGACCAUCUUCUCAGAUUCCUCAACCAUACCAACAACAGCAACACCCUCCGUAUCCAGUCUCGUCCCCAGCACCUCAAUCGCAUACUCCUGGCCCCCAGGCUCCAACACCCGCCCAGGAUGCUUACGGCGCCUACCCACCUCAACGGCGCCCUUCACAGCACUCUGAAUACCAACCCCAGGAGAUGGGCACCUCUCUUUACAACUCUCCCGUCGAUUCCAAUGCUCCACCUCGACACUCCUUUCCACCACUCCAAACCGGUACGGCGCUGCACAACCAGUCACAAGCGCAGCUCUCGGAACCAGACUAUUCCGCCUCGGUGUACUCGGAGGAUGCGCCGGGGCAGCAGCUACCACAUCAGCACACUGGCCCGGGUCAGCCUCCGCAACACGCACCCCCACCGCCAGGCCCUGGAGCACAGCAAGGAUAUCCGCCACAGCAGGGGUACCCGAGCAAUCCGCCGCCGCCCAGUCAUGCACCACCGAGUGUGCCUCCUCCGCAGAGUUUCAGUCCCGGGCCGGCGCCACAGCAACAAUAUCAGGCAUAUCAGCCGCAGCCGCAGCAACAGGCAGGCUACGCUGGGGGCGAUCCGGGGAGGUUCUACCGAUGA